GCGCUCUGCUCGGUCACAGUGAACUUUGACAAAGCGCUCUGUGGAUGCUGGCAAGAGUUUCUACCAUCGCGCGCUUCUGCAAGGUGAUUGAUUUAAGAUAAGGACAGACGCUGAACUGAUGUGUGUAAAAAUGUAAUGCAAACGUAUAUCGAUGUGUGACACCCUGUGGAUUUACAGUAUCUGAAACCUAAAGAUCGAAAACACGUCUGUAAUCCUGUAAUGAAAUAUGGAAGCAAGGAGGAACUCUACGUACCCACUUCUUUUGGGAUAAACUAUCAUGCCACAGGAUAUUGGUAUCAGAACACCUGUAAUAAUGGCAGUAUAUCUCUGAUCAGUGCUCUUGUUGAAAACACGGAUCGGAUACAUGCAAAGGAUUAUACCUGAGCAAGGGUCAUGACAGAACUUUCUGAGAGGAGAUAAUCAUUAGUUGGGUGGAUGGAGAGGGGCAGUGAGGUUAUGGUGAACUCAUCCCCAGCAGUCGCUGCUCAAGCAGAGGGAGAAGAGAUUGAGGUGCUGGAGAGCACCGAUGUCCUUCCUGUUGCUCCAGAGGACCAAUGGAAGUCUCUUUUUGACAAGUAUGAUCCAGAGAAUUCAGGCUUCAUCAGCACUGAGCGGUUUCGAGACCUGCUUGUAGCUCAUGGAUCAGAACUGGACCCUCACAAGCUGGAGGUUCUUCUCGCCCUGGCUGAUGGAAAUGCAGACGGCAAGAUCUGCUACCAGGACUUUGUUAACCUGAUGAGCAACAAACGUUCAAACAGUUUCCGUCAAGCAAUCCUGCAGGGGAGUCGGCAGCUCCGGAAUUCUGCACUGAGAGAGGAAGUGGGCUUGGGUCUGUCUCGAAGACUUGUGCGCCACGUCGCCUACGAGACUUUGCCCAGAGAGGUGGACCGCAAGUGGUACUUUGACAGUUAUACCUACUGUCCACCGCCAUGGCUAAUGCUGGUCAUCACUAUAGCAGAGGUUAUUGUCUUUAUGUAUUACGGACUGCAGCUAAACCGCUGGGUUCUACAGGUGUCAUCCCCUUACUUCCUGAAGGGCCCACUGCCAUACCACCCACAGCUCAGAGCUCAGGCCUGGCGCUACCUUAGUUACAUUUUCAUGCAUGCUGGAAUUGAACACCUGGGUCUAAACAUGGCCAUGCAGCUGUUGGUGGGCGUGCCAUUAGAGAUGGUGCAUGGUGCUGUGAGAAUAGGCCUGGUGUAUGUGUGCGGUGUGCUGGCAGGUUCAUUGGCUGUGUCAGUGACAGACAUGACUGCACCUGUGGUCGGUUCGUCAGGGGGAGUCUACGCUCUAGUGUCCGCCCACCUCGCCAAUGUUGUCAUGAACUGGUCAGGGAUGAAAUGCCAGUUCAAGCUCUUUCGCAUGGCUAUGGCUCUGGUGUGCAUGAGUGUGGAGUUUGGUCGUGCUGUCUGGCUCCGAUUCUAUCCUCCAGCCUUCCCGCCAUUGCCUAAUCCCAGCUUUGUGGCCCAUCUGGGGGGAGUGGCAGUGGGCCUUACCCUUGGUGUUGUGGUUCUUCAGAACUAUGAACAGCGUUUGCAGGAGCAGUCCUUGUUCUGGAUCUUCUUCAGUGUCUACACACUCUUUAUCCUCUGUGGAAUCUUCUGGAACAUUUUCGCCUACAAUCUAUUGGAUAUCAAGUUACCCCCACCUCCAUGAAGCACAUAUUCUGUGUGGAAGCUGUAUAUUAAAAGGCAGACAACAUAUCUGAAUGGUUGUGAAAGUCAUAAAUGAAAAACAAAUUCCUUACUGCAGUCUCCUGCAGCAUUUUUGUUAGUGCCUAAAUCAUGCCAACGUCUAGUGUCAUCAAAGCAGCUAAAAUUAGCAGACAUUUCAGCAAUGGUGAGUGUGAAAUAAGAGAUCUCUUCACUGAGCACAAGUGUAAAAGUAUAUGCUUUUUACAUACUUUCAGGCUGCCAUUGAGUGCUAUCAGAGAUAGCACAAGUAUUAAUUUCAAAAUCAAACUGCUGCUGCUGGCUUGUCAAAUGUCAGGUUGAUUCUGUGUCAAAUAUUCCCCAGCUCUUAACUGGCACAGAAUGGUUUUUCUUAAAAACAAGAAAAG
This is a messenger RNA of Myxocyprinus asiaticus (Chinese sucker), 2059 nucleotides long. RefSeq names its product rhomboid-related protein 3-like. The transcript has 10 exons. The record is from RefSeq and is a predicted model, not a curated record. Lineage: Eukaryota; Metazoa; Chordata; Actinopteri; Cypriniformes; Catostomidae. Bases 436 to 1656 code for a protein of 406 amino acids. Gene Ontology annotation, molecular function: calcium ion binding; serine-type endopeptidase activity. Gene Ontology annotation, cellular component: membrane.